This is a messenger RNA of Scomber japonicus (chub mackerel), 1938 nucleotides long. Its product is annotated as deleted in malignant brain tumors 1 protein-like. The transcript is spliced from 9 exons. The record is from RefSeq and is a predicted model, not a curated record. Bases 1 to 1938 code for a protein of 645 amino acids. NCBI's taxonomy places the organism in Eukaryota, Metazoa, Chordata, Actinopteri, Scombriformes, Scombridae. Gene Ontology annotation, cellular component: membrane.
AUGCUAAAGUGGUUUGCAGACAGCUGGGCUGUGGUCCAUUACUCAGAGCCCCUCAAUCAGCUCACUUUGGUCAAGGAACAGGACAAAUCUGGCUUGAUGAUAUUAGCUGGAUCUGGGUCCACUCAGUGCUCUGGAAGAGUUGAAAUCUAUCACAACAACACCUGGGGAACAGUCUGUGAUGACAACUGGGACUUAAAUGAUGCUAAAGUGGUUUGCAGACAGCUGGGCUGUGGGACAUCACUCAGUGCUCCUAGAGAAGCCAGCUUUGGUCAAGGAACAGGACAAAUCUGGCUUGAUGAUGUGAGCUGUUCAGGCAGUGAAAAGUCUCUAACUAAGUGUCGACACAACGGAUUUGGGACACACAACUGUGGACAUGGAGAGGACGCCAGUGUUGUUUGUUCAGAUGGUCAGAUCAGAUUAGCUGGGAAUGGGUCCACUCAGUGCUCUGGAAGAAUUGAAGUCUAUUACAACUAUGUUUGGGGAACAGUCUGUGAUGAUAACUGGGACUUCAAUGAUGCUAAAGUGGUUUGCAGACAGCUGGGCUGUGGGCCAUCACUCAGUGCUCCUGGAUCAGCUCACUUUGGUGAAGGAACAGGACCAAUCUGGCUUGAUGAUGUGAGCUGUUCAGGCAGUGAAAAGUCUGUAACUGAGUGUCGACAUAACGGACUUGGGAGACAUAACUGUGGGCACAGAGAGGAUGCUGGUGUUAUUUGUUCAGAUGUCAGAUUAGCCGGAUCUGGGUCCACUCGGUGCUCUGGAAGAGUUGAAAUCUAUCAUGACUACACCUGGGGAACAGUCUGUGAUGACAACUGGGACUUCAAUGAUGCUAAAGUGGUUUGCAGACAGCUGGGCUUGAAUAAUCUCAUACCAUUUUCCAACUCUGAGACUAUUAUCUUCAUCAUCCCUAAAGUGAACUUUGAUGAUGAGGGAUCGUAUAAGUGUCAGUAUAAGAAAAGGAUUUCAGAUCAAUUGUUCAAGUCCUCCCUGAGUGACUCUGCCAGACUCUCUGUUACUGUGCCACUGCAGCAGCCCAAUAUCUCCCUGACAUCUCCUAAUGGAGGACUGGUCUGGGGUCCUGAAGGUGCAGAGGUCACUAGGGGCUACAGCUUUGUCUUGACCUGCUCCAUCAACUCCAACUAUCAUGAAGGUCGUUUCUCUCUCGUCUUCUCUGGCUCCAACAUCACCACCAAACCUGCAGUCAACCUCUCAGCCUCCUUUAACUUCCCUGUAGCUGAGUAUGAACAUGAGGGCAACUACAGCUGUGUGUAUGAAGUCACUCUGCCCGGAUGGGACUUCAGGUCACUAGAUACAGAACCGAUUACUGUUACCAUUAAAUUCCCUUUGUUGCUGCUGGUGUCCUCAGUAACUGCUGGGAGUCUGCUGCUGUUCCUGCUGGUCUUGUUGAUGGUCUGUCUGGUCUGCAGGAAAAGACGACAAGCCAAACAUCCGAUAGCCAUCGCCAUGAAAGAGCCCUCACCCAAAAGGCAACCGACGGUAGAGGAGGAAGAGGACAGUGUCCCAAUGAGAUUAUUUGCAUCUACGUGGUGCUCUGGAACAGUUGAAAUCUAUUACAACAAAACCUGGGGAACAGUUUGCGAUGAUUACUGGAACUUAAAUAAUGCUAAGGUGGUCUGCAAACAGUUGGACUGUGGGACAGCUUUAGGUGCCCCUAAAGAGGCCAUCUUUGGUAGAAGAGUCAGCCAAAUCUGGCUUGAUGAUGUGCGCUGUUCAGGAAGUGAGAGUUCUCUUGCUGAGUGUUAUCACAGAGGAUUUGGGAUACACAACUGUAAACACAAUGAAGAUGCAGGUGUUGUUUGUUCAGAUAUCAAAUCUCUGCCUGUAAGUUGGGGAAAGAUGAAGAACAAGACUCUGAUCAGUGAUGAGAGUUCCAAAGCCACAUGGGGAACAGAGGGAUAUGCAUCAUUUUAUUUGUUGUAG